UAGGAUUUUUUUUUUUUGUAUAUUCUCUCUAACAAACACAAAAACUCCCUCUCUUCGCUCGCUUCUGCUGCUGCUGAAACCAGAGCCAGCUUCACUCUCAGCCAAAACCCUAAAUCCCCAAAAAUCUCUGCCACAAUGAACUGCGCAAUCUCCGGCGAGGUGCCGGAAGAGCCCGUCGUCUCAAAGAACUCUGGCUUGCUCUUCGAGAAGCGUUUAAUCGAAAGGCACAUAUCGGAUUAUGGAAAAUGCCCAAUAACAGGUGAACCCCUUACUAUGGACGAUAUUGUUCCUGUUAAAACUGGAAAGAUAGUUCGGCCAAGGCCUGUACAAGCUGCUAGCAUCCCUGGAAUGCUUGGAAUGUUCCAGACUGAAUGGGAUAGUUUGAUGCUAUCCAAUUUUGCAUUGGAACAACAGCUUCAUACUGCACGACAGGAGUUAAGUCAUGCUCUAUACCAGCAUGAUGCUGCAUGCCGUGUGAUUGCAAGACUAAAGAAAGAAAGAGAUGAAGCUAGAUCACUACUUGCUCAGGCUGAGAGACACAUACCAUCAUCAACACCAAUUACAGUAAAUGCCUCUGCAGUUAGCAAUGGAAGAACAGUUACUCCUGAUGAAGUGGGACCUGGUGGAAAGAAAAUCUGUCCCGGAAUAUCUGCUAGCAUAUUUGAUGAGCUUACAGAAUGUAAUGCUGCUCUCUCACAGCAGCGGAAAAAGCGGCAGAUACCAUCAACAUUGGCUCCUGUUGAUGAUCUAGAAAGGUAUACCCAGAUAUCUAGUCAUCCACUUCAGAAAACAAGCAAACCAGGCAUUGCAUCUAUUGAUAUACAUUAUAACAAGGACAUCAUUGCAACUGGGGGUUUUGAUACAAAUGCUGUUAUUUUUGAUCGAUCUUCAGGAGAAAUCUUAUCUACUCUUAGUGGUCACUCAAAGAAGGUUACGAGUGUAAAAUUUGUAGCACGUGAUGACUUAUUCUUGAGCAGUUCAGCAGACAAGACAGUGCGGAUAUGGCAAGGGUCAGAUGAUGGAAACUAUAAUUGCAACCACGUUUUGAAAGAUCAUAAUGCUGAGGUGCAAGCAGUUACAGUUCAUGCCACAAAUAAUUAUUUCGUGACUGCUUCUCUUGACAACACAUGGUGCUUUUAUGAGCUUUCUUCUGGAUUGUGCCUCACUCAGGUGGAGGACUCUACAGGAUCAGAUGGUGGCUACACAUCCGCAGCAUUUCAUCCUGAUGGUCUUAUCCUCGGAACAGGAACCUCAGAAGCUCUUGUUAAAAUUUGGGAUGUGAAAAGUCAGACGAAUGUUGCCAGAUUUGAUGGACAUGUUGGAGCAGUAACUGCUAUAUCUUUCUCUGAAAAUGGUUACUUCCUUGCGACUGCAGCAAGUGAUGGUGUUAAGCUCUGGGAUUUACGUAAAUUGAGGAACUUCAGGACAUUUGCUCCUUAUGGUUCAGAGACGCCAACAAGCUCUGUUGAAUUUGACCAUAGUGGAAGUUACCUUGCACUUGCGGGUGCUGAUAUAAGAGUUUACCAGGUUGCCAAUGUUAAAUCAGAAUGGAACUGUAUCAAAACUUUCCCUGAUUUGUCUGGCACAGGUAAAGCAACUUGUGUAAAAUUUGGUCCGGAUGCGAAGUACCUUGCAGUUGGAUCAAUGGACCGAAACCUCCGGAUUUUUGGCCUACCAGGGGAUAGCGAAGCAAUGGAGUCUUAAACCAACAUAAAGUCAAUCUAGCUAGAAAAUUACUGUUGUACCUCUACUUGCUGAUUCAUUUUUGUUGGGACUGAAUACUGAUGAUUAGUAGGUUGUGGCCGUGUGUGCUCCCAGUUUCGAAAUAAAGAACUGGAACAGAGCUGGAGGCAAUUCCUACAUUUGAGCAUAUUAUGCGGCUACUUCAUCCUCUGCUCAUCUGAGUUGUGACAUUCUUAAUAGCCAGUGGUUAGAACUUAGGCAUAUGAUCUCUCCUUCUUUUGUACUAUUUUUUUUCUUUAUGUGAUUUUUUUUCUCUUGAAAUAUACUGCGGUUUCUGAAUGGUGAAAAUGGAGUUAUUAUGAUCAUUGAUUGAGAACUGCCCGCAUGUAAUUUAAUGAAAUAGUUUAUUGAUCGACCCA
Molecule: messenger RNA, 2102 nt
Organism: Humulus lupulus (European hop)
Lineage: Eukaryota; Viridiplantae; Streptophyta; Magnoliopsida; Rosales; Cannabaceae
Product: pre-mRNA-processing factor 19-like
Exons: 18
Coding region: 136-1704 (522 amino acids)
Biological process (GO): mRNA splicing, via spliceosome; protein ubiquitination; DNA repair
Cellular component (GO): Prp19 complex; cytoplasm; U2-type catalytic step 1 spliceosome
Molecular function (GO): protein binding; ubiquitin protein ligase activity
Source: RefSeq, a predicted model, not a curated record